CUUCUCUCUCUUUCAUUUAUAAUAACUCCCAAACCGACCCUGCUCUUCUCCAUUCAUUUCUUCUUCCUGCUAUGCCCUCGUCGGCGCACGUUAGAACCCAUCACAACUAGAGGGAUUUAUUGCACUCCCUUUGUGUUCAAGAGCCAUCCUUUUAAGUCUUUGAACCCAGUUUCUGCAACUCCGCCAUGACUUCUUCUCAAAUGGACAAACACCGCAUCAUUUCCUUCUACAUCUUCCUCUUCCUGAUUACAGCUCCGUUCACCGUCGCUCAAACAAAUCCUGACGUGGAUCGCUAUGGCUACGCCCGUGUUACUCCUUCCAUGGCCAUAAUCAUUGUUGUCUUAAUUGCCGCUCUCUUCUUCAUGGGCUUCUUUUCUAUUUACAUACGCCACUGCAACGACACCAACGGCGGAACAAGUGUACGGGGACUAGCCAACCGUUCAAGACGAGCUGCGGCGUCGCGUGGACUUGACGCUUCUGUGAUUGAGACGUUUCCGACUUUGGUUUACUCUGAGGUUAAGGGGCUUAAGAUAGGUCAAUCGGCGUUAGAAUGCGCCGUUUGUUUGUGUGAAUUUGAAGAUGAUGAAACGCUACGUUUAAUACCUAAAUGCGAUCACGUUUUCCACCCUGAUUGUAUUGAUACUUGGCUUGCUUCUCACACUACAUGUCCUGUUUGUCGGGCUAAUUUGACUCCUCAGCCCGAUGACCCGGCUCCUCAACUCACCGAUUCACCACCUGAGUCUGACCUCGAAGCUCAAAACCAAGCUGCAGCUGAAUUAGAACCAGAAUCUUGCGACCACAACAAUGGAAGUGUAGAAGUGGCAGCGCCGGCGCCGGAAGUUAUGAGUGUAAACCAAACCUUGAACAGGAACCGUACACGUGGAUCAAGAUCCGGAAGGCCACGUAGAUUCCCGCGAUCACAUUCCACUGGGCAUUCUUUGGUCCAACCCGGCGAAAACACCGACCGGUUCACAUUGAGAUUGCCGGUUGAGGUUAGGAAGCAGCUAUUGAACCGGACCAUGAGCAUGAACCUGGUAGCGUUUUCAAGACAGAGGAGUUCAAGGACGGGAUAUAAAACCGGCGGCGGUGAAGGAAGUAGUAGAGGGAAGUACAAUAUUAGUAAUUAUAAACGGCUUGAUAGGUUGGAUCAGGGAACCAAAUCAGAUAGGUGGGUUUUUGGUCGGACACCGUCGUUUUUAACUAGAGCCUCGUCGUUUUUGACGAGAGCAUCUUCAUCAGUUAGGUCACCAAGAGUGGCCAAUGAUGGAGAAGGGACUUCCACUCGGCCGGCUGGACCUGAUACCAAAGAACCGGGCCGCCCUCCGGUUUAAUGGUCAAUUUUGAUUUUUUUUUUCCUUUUUUUUUUUAGAUAUGUGGAAAAUGUUUAUAGCAAUUAAGCUUCUUCAACCCUUAUUGUUUAAUUAAUUUAAUUGCAUAAUGAUGUAUAAUAUGAAAAGUUUAAUAGAAAGAGUAAAGUCAGUUUGAUAUA
Jatropha curcas is the source of this 1489-nucleotide messenger RNA. It is a transcript of the gene CNI1, whose product is annotated as carbon/nitrogen insensitive 1. The record is from RefSeq and is a predicted model, not a curated record. NCBI's taxonomy places the organism in Eukaryota, Viridiplantae, Streptophyta, Magnoliopsida, Malpighiales, Euphorbiaceae.